AUGAGCCUCUCCUCCUCCUCCGGCGCCGCCAGAUCGGACGCCUCCGCGCCUGUGCUCCCUACCGCACCAACACAGGCCAUCGUCGUCCACCCCUACACCACCGUCAACGUCAAGGCUCACGUUCCCGUGACCCUAGACAUGAAGAGCGGCAACUACUCCAAGUGGGCGUCGUUCUUCAUGGCGUUGUGCGGCAAGUUCAGCCUCCGCCGCCACAUCGACGGCACCGCAGCGCAGCCCGACAACCCAGAUUGGGACGUCGCGGAGUGCUGCGUGCGCAGCUGGAUCUUCGGCACCAUCGACGACUCCGUCCUCGACCUCGCCAUCACCGACGAGAACCAGACCGCGCGCCAACUCUGGGUUGCGAUCGAGGCCCUGUUCCGCACCAACACGGCCUCCCGCGCUGUCUUCCUGCUCGAGGAGUUCCACACCCUCAAGCAGGGCGACUCCACCAUCGACGAGUACUGCCAGCGCCUCAAGUCAAAGGCUGCUGCCCUUCGACAGGUCGGCAACCCCAUCACCGACUCCCAGCUCGUUCUCAGCCUUCUGCGCGGCCUCAACCCUCGCUUCGACUCCACCGCCGACGACAUCGCCAACGCCACGGUUCUUCCGCCCUUCAUGCAUGCCCACGAGCUGCUCUCCCUCAAAGAGCUGUGCCUCGCCAACGACGCGAAGAACACAGUGGCCACUGCCCUCGUCGCCUCCACCACCGCCUGCUGUACCAGCCCCUCUUGCCGCUCCUCCUUCGCGGGGGUUGCUACGGGCGGUAGCAGCAAGGCCGGGGACAGCGGAGGCAGCGGCGCGCCCAAGCAGAAGGGCGGCAAAGGCGGCGGCAAGGGUCGCCGAUCUGGUGGCCAAGGAGGCAAGGGCACCGGCGGCCCGCAGACCGGCGUCCUGCAGGGCACCCCACAGGGGGGACAGUACCGUCCAAUGGGACCCUGGGUCUGCUUCAACCCGUACGCCCCUCAGGGUCCCACGGGUCAGCAAGCCGGCGGCUCCUGGCAAGGCGGCCAGGGCGGGUGGUCCAGCGGCCACGGCGGGUGGCAGGGCAUGCAGGGCGGGUGCACGCCCGGCCUCCUUGGCGCCAACCCCCAAGCGCACACCGCGUUCGCUCUAGCUCAAGUCUCCACCCCUCAGAUGUGGGAUCAGGCCGGCCUCAUUGCUGCCCUAAACCAGAUGGCGCUCCAGAACUCCAACUCCUGGGUCAUGGACUCUGGCGCGACCUCCCACAUGCACUCGUCGGAUGGAUAUCCCGACCAGUCGCGUGAUUCUUCGCUGCAAUAG
Molecule: messenger RNA, 1281 nt
Organism: Panicum virgatum (switchgrass)
Lineage: Eukaryota; Viridiplantae; Streptophyta; Magnoliopsida; Poales; Poaceae
Exons: 2
Coding region: 1-1281 (426 amino acids)
Source: RefSeq, a predicted model, not a curated record